Messenger RNA from Entrophospora candida, 285 nucleotides. The record is from the annotation of a GenBank genome assembly. NCBI's taxonomy places the organism in Eukaryota, Fungi, Glomeromycota, Glomeromycetes, Entrophosporales, Entrophosporaceae.
AUGGGUAGCAUAAAUUGUAAUGCUUCAGAAGAUCACCUUCAAGAUCCUGGAAAUAGAAUCAAUUCACAAGUAAAAGUUCUUGGGGAAUUGUUAUUAUUAUUGAGAAGCAAGGGUGUCUUACCUACUUUUGUUCUUGUAGAUGAGGAUGCAAAACAAAUAGUCACAAUACAAGAGGCCUGGACUUGGAUGGCAAAUAUUCAGCUUUGCUUAUGGCACAUUGAGCAAGCAAUUGACUGCAAAUUAAAAGAAAAGGAGUAUAAAUCAAGUCAAUAUACAGCACAGUGA